Molecule: messenger RNA, 3555 nt
Organism: Echinococcus granulosus
Lineage: Eukaryota; Metazoa; Platyhelminthes; Cestoda; Cyclophyllidea; Taeniidae
Product: Mitochondrial intermediate peptidase
Exons: 16
Coding region: 1-3555 (1184 amino acids)
Biological process (GO): peptide metabolic process
Cellular component (GO): mitochondrion
Molecular function (GO): metalloendopeptidase activity; chloride channel activity
Source: RefSeq, a predicted model, not a curated record
AUGACGGUGCGCUACUUAAACUCUGUUGCAACCAACUCAUGGUUCAUUUUUAUGAAACUUCUCUUCAGGUUUGCGCAAUUUUUGUACUCAGACUUAAGAUGGAGAGGAAGCGUUUAUCGUUACAUUUGGUUUGACUUUCUACUAUUUUGUGGAUUGUAUUUCCUAAUCUCUUUGACGUAUCGUUUUGUGAUGCCUGAUUCUAUUAAGCGCGCAUUCGAGGCAUAUUGCAGCUUCUGCAAAUACUAUGGCGAGUACAUCCCCGUCUACUUUGUUUUGGGUUUCUUUGUGGACAUCAUAGUUGAACGCUGGUGGGAUCAGUUUCUCAAUAUUCCCUGGCCAGACGAAAUAGCUAUGAGUCUGGGCGCCUACGCGCUCGGUCAUUCGGAGCGUGUCCGAAUGCAACGCCGAACCAUCAUGCGCUACGUCAAUCUCUCCUUUGUUCUGGCUGUACUCGAUAUGUGUUCGCGAGCGAAGUUGCUUUUCCCAAACGAGUUUAGUUUGGUAUCUGCAGGUUUGGCGACCCAGGAGGAGUUACUACUUUACUUCCAAAGUGCUCCAUUUCAACUCUCAGCGUGCUACGUAGAACCAUGCUUGUGGGCGCAGGAUAUUGUCUCGCAAAUGCGCAUGGAAGGCUCUAUUAAUUCCGAUCGCUCUGUGGAACUGCUCUGCAAACAAAUUGCCGAAUUUCGCAGUGGUCUUGGCUCUAUUCUCUGCUACAACUUGAUUUCCGUUCCAUUAUGGAGGGCCAGUGGAUCCCUCAUCUCGGCUUAUUUACUCACGUACUUUAACAUUGAAUUACCAUUUCUUCAGGUAGCCAUCUUGACAGUCUACAGUUACACUAUCUCUUCCCUCUUUGCGUGGCAAUUUCUGGAUCCGAAUAAAAGUGUCAUGGGGGAUGAAGUGGACUUGUAUGUACCAAUUUUUGGCCUUCUGCGUUUCUUUUUUUACAUGGGAUGGAUUAAGGUGGCUGAGUCGUUAAUUAAUCCAUUCGGUGAAGACCAGGAUGACUUUGAUAUUGACAAGAUAAUGUCCUACUAUAUCGUGGAUUCGAUGUACGAACAAGUACCUCCGCUAAGUCGCGGUGUGGUGUUGGAAGUCAUGGAACAGCCGGAGAGUCAACGACAGAACUACAUGGCAAAGAUUUCGCGUCGUGCCUCCGUUUUGAGUAAUGAGCUCUUCCUUGGCUCCCUCACCAAUGUCAACAUUAACGCUAGAAGAAGGCGUGGUCAUUGUAUACUGGUGUGCACAAUGUUUCACCCUGUUUGUUUACGACAUUUAGUCCGUUUGGGCUUCUUCUGCAGGUCAAAACACAUCAGACUUUCUCCACUCGCUGAUGCGUUUAAUUAUGGACCAAACAAUAUUUCCAUCAAGGACAAGAAAGUUGCUGGUCUGUUCGGUGAUGAUAAAUUAUGUGAACCUGAUGGUUUUCAAGCAUCGUUAGAUGAAUGCUUCGGCAAUUGUCACAUGUUGAUUCAUGAGGCAAAGAAUCCGAACCGAAAGCGGAUAAUGGUUCAGGUUCUGGAUGAUCUUUCUGACAGCUUGUGUCGAGUAGCCGACUUGGCUGACUGUAUUCGAGCCCUACAUCCUGAUGAGGCUUAUCAGCGUGCUGCAAAUGAAGUCUGUCUUCACGUUGGAAAUCUCGUUGAAAGCCUAAACACUGACGUUGGCCUUUACGAUGCUGCAGUUCGAGCCGUCCAUGCUCAGACCUCAUCGUCUUCUAGUCCCGAGGCUCAGACCGAUCUUGUAGACAAACGGGUGCUCAGCCUCUUUGUAGAGGACUUCGAACAAUCUGGUGUACAUCUCAAGGAUGCGUCUGAUCGCCAAACGUUUCUUAAAGCAGCCUCUCGGAACCUAGAACUCGGCGUUGAAUUCAAUAGAAUCGCCAACACACCUGUCACCCUCAGCUCCACCCUCUUGAGCUCCAUUUCAAAUGACGUAGACUGGCGUCCGUUCAGCGGAAAGAAGCUCUACUCCCCCUACUACGAGGCACCUCAACAAUUUUUACGUGCCCUCAGCUACACUCUCUUCUUCGGUCCCAUUGAAGGCCAGGAAUACCGGCUGGUUGAGCUCCUUGAGGCCAGGGACAAAAUGGCAAAAGCAGCGGGCAAGAAGUCAUUCCUUUAUCGCGCCGUGCAACAGACGAGUCUUGCGGAGUCACCUGAAGGGGUGGAACAUUUCCUAACGACGCUCUCCACACUCCUUACACAGACAGCCACCAGAACGGCGCUCUCCCAUCUAAGAAAGGAUCUAGAACCUCAACAGGAUCGUCUGCGACCCUGGGACAUACCCUUUCUCAUUCAUCAGGGCCAACAAUGUGGUGGAUAUGAGCGCCUACAGGCCUUCUUCUCGCUGGGCGCAUGCAUGGAGGGCGUGAGCCAACUGGCGCACAGCCUCUUUGGUCUGCGACUGGAGGCAGAGCCCGCCCUACCUGGCGAGGUGUGGCAUCCGGAUGUGGUCAAGGUCACCGCUUAUACCACGGAAUCCCACGUGGCGAUGGAGGGAGAAGAGGUGCACCCUUGGGAGGUUCGGUACCCUAUUGGGCCGGGAGUACAGGUGGGCACUAUCUACUGCGACUUUUUCAAUCGGCCGGGCAAACUACCCACGGACUGCCACUACACAGUGCGGGGUGGUCGUCACACUGAGAACACCAUGUUUGAGUCACACUCGCCUUACCAGUAUCCAGUAGUUGUGCUUCAGCUAAACUUGGGCCCAAGUCCUGCUUCCAGUGAGGACGGAACUCCGGCUCUGUUGACACCUGGACAGGUGGAGAAUCUCUUUCAUGAGUGGGGUCAUGCACUCCACUCGGUGCUUGGACGCACGCGCUACCAGCAUGUUACCGGAACUAGAUGCAGCACCGACUUGGCCGAGCUCCCCUCCACCCUAAUGGAACACUUCGCCCUGGACACCCGCGUGACAGCUCAGUACGCACGUCACUUUCAGACUGGUGAGGCACCCAACUCCGAUGAGGAGAUGAAAGCCCUUCUUUAUCUCAACGCUAGCCGUGGCUAUGGAGAGAGCGUCGAGGUCAUGCUUCAGUUGGUCCACUCAAUCCUCGAUCAACGGCUGCACUCCGACUCCCCCUCAAAGGUGCUAACACCCUUCCAAGGAAUUCCCAGCGCCAGUCCACCAUCUGCUCUUUUAUUUGAGAACCUCUUGAUGGAACACUGUAGUCCCUGGCUGUCAACGGAUCUGCCAUCGCAGUUGCAACACCUACCCGUGGCCACCACACAUCGAUUUGGCCAUUUGUGUAGCUAUGGUGGGCGUUACUACUCUUACCUCAUGGCACGAGCUGCUGCUGGGCUGAUUUGGCACAAGGGGUUUGCGGGGGAUCCGUGGUCAUCGGGUUUUGGACGGAGGUACCGUGACACCUUGCUUCGCCACGGCGGGGAGCGUCGGCCUCAAGAGAUGCUUUCCCGUUUGUUGAACGAGGAUGAAGGAACAGCAGAUAUGGGACAUCUCGCCGCGGGCCUCUGCGAAGACAUUGCGGUUCGCGAGGAGGCUGCGCGGAUAAUUCUGGCGCGAAUAGGGAACGCCUCAUGGAACCUCGUUCGAUAG